GGUCACACUCGCCUUCGGUCACAAAACAAAAUAUUCCGCGGAGGAGUGAAUUAAUCCGAAAAUAAUCGCCCGUGCCCAAAGCUCUGGAGGCCAAACACCAGGCACCCAGCCCCCGAGUUGGUCCGCAUCCCAAUCAAACCGUAGACGAGCCCGCCGCGAUCCUCGCCAGCCCGCAACGACGAACCAAGGAAAUCCUAUUGAUUUUGGGGCUGCAAUUGUGCAUUAAAUAUUAAGCGAAAAACGAGGGCUGGUCGCGUGGCAGCCAGUGGCAAAUUGUUGCUCCUGCGGCACAGGACACCCGGGGACACCAGGAUGCGGGCAAGCCAAGGAGGCGCCACCCCGAGGAUUGCUUAGCUGACCAGUUCGAGUCGAUUGGAUUGAGCGGAGGAGCAACACCCGCGGUCUGGGAACCAGAAAGCCCACUGGAAUCGCUUUUCUUUGGAGCGUGCGAGUGUGUGUGCCAAAGCGUAGCUAAAACAAAACCACAACAAUGGCCAACAGCAGUCGCAGUCGGGCCAUUUUGAGCGUUAAUCUCGAUGCGGUCAUGGCCAACGAUCCGCUGCGGGAGCUCUUCGAGGCCUGCAAGACGGGCGAGAUCGCCAAGGUGAAGAAGCUGAUCACGCCGCAGACCGUGAACGCCCGGGACACGGCGGGACGCAAGUCCACUCCACUGCAUUUCGCAGCGGGCUAUGGACGCCGGGAAGUGGUGGAAUUCCUGCUGAACAGCGGCGCCUCCAUCCAGGCCUGCGACGAAGGCGGCCUGCAUCCGCUGCACAACUGCUGCUCCUUUGGCCACGCCGAGGUGGUGCGAUUGCUGCUGAAGGCGGGUGCCAGUCCCAACACCACCGACAACUGGAACUACACGCCACUGCACGAGGCGGCCAGCAAGGGCAAGGUGGACGUGUGCCUGGCCCUGUUGCAGCAUGGCGCAAACCACACCAUAAGGAACUCGGAGCAGAAGACCCCCCUCGAACUGGCGGACGAGGCGACGCGGCCCGUCUUGACCGGCGAAUAUCGCAAGGAUGAGCUUCUAGAAGCUGCACGCUCAGGGGCCGAGGAUCGCCUGCUGGCCCUGCUGACGCCCUUGAAUGUCAACUGUCAUGCCAGCGAUGGACGUCGGUCCACACCGCUCCACCUUGCAGCCGGCUACAAUAGGAUCGGCAUCGUGGAGAUUCUGCUGGACAACGGGGCGGAUGUGCAUGCCAAGGACAAGGGCGGCCUGGUGCCGCUGCACAAUGCCUGCUCCUACGGACACUUCGAUGUGACCAAGCUGCUCAUCCAGGCGGGCGCCAAUGUGAACGCCAACGAUCUGUGGGCCUUCACGCCGCUCCACGAGGCCGCCUCCAAGAGCCGCGUCGAGGUCUGCAGCCUGCUGCUCAGUCGCGGAGCGGAUCCCACCCUGCUCAAUUGCCACAGCAAGUCGGCCAUUGAUGCUGCGCCCACCAGGGAGCUGAGGGAGCGCAUUGCCUUUGAGUACAAGGGCCACUGCCUGCUGGACGCCUGUCGAAAGUGCGACGUGUCCCGUGCCAAGAAGCUGGUCUGCGCCGAGAUUGUGAACUUUGUGCAUCCGUACACAGGGGACACUCCGCUCCACCUGGCAGUUGUCUGUCCGGAUGGCAAGCGCAAGCAGUUGAUCGAACUGCUGACCCGGAAAGGAGCUCUGUUAAAUGAGAAAAACAAGGCAUUCCUCACGCCACUGCACCUGGCCGCCGAACUGCUCCACUACGAUGCUAUGGAGGUGCUGCUGAAGCAGGGCGCCAAGGUCAAUGCCUUGGAUAGUCUAGGACAAACACCGCUUCACCGGUGUGCCCGUGAUGAGCAGGCGGUUCGUUUGCUGCUAUCUUACGCCGCAGAUACAAAUAUCGUUUCCCUCGAGGGACUUACAGCCGCGCAAUUGGCCUCUGACAAUGUGCUGAAGCUGCUCAAGAAUCCGCCGGACAGUGAGACCCAUUUGCUAGAGGCGGCCAAGGCCGGCGAUCUUGAUACUGUGCGCCGCAUAGUGCUCAACAAUCCGAUCUCAGUCAACUGCCGGGACUUGGAUGGACGACAUUCCACACCCUUGCACUUCGCUGCUGGGUUCAAUCGAGUGCCAGUGGUUCAGUUUCUUUUGGAGCACGGCGCCGAGGUUUAUGCUGCUGACAAGGGCGGACUAGUUCCCCUGCACAAUGCCUGCUCCUACGGACACUAUGAAGUUACCGAAUUGCUGGUAAAGCACGGAGCCAACGUUAAUGUUUCGGACUUGUGGAAGUUUACGCCUCUCCAUGAAGCCGCCGCCAAGGGAAAGUACGAUAUAUGCAAAUUGCUUUUAAAGCAUGGAGCUGAUCCCAUGAAGAAGAAUCGGGAUGGAGCCACGCCAGCGGAUUUGGUCAAGGAAUCCGAUCACGAUGUGGCUGAGCUGUUGCGAGGACCAUCUGCCCUGCUGGACGCAGCAAAGAAGGGGAACUUGGCACGGGUUCAGCGCUUGGUUACCGCAGAGUCGAUCAACUGCCGGGAUGCGCAGGGCAGGAACUCCACACCACUUCACCUGGCCGCAGGAUACAACAACUUCGAGUGUGCCGAGUAUCUUUUGGAGAACGGUGCGGAUGUUAAUGCCCAGGACAAAGGCGGUCUCAUACCCCUGCACAAUGCCAGCAGCUAUGGGCAUUUGGAUAUUGCAGCACUGCUGAUUAAGCACAAGACCGUGGUCAAUGCCACGGACAAAUGGGGAUUCACGCCGCUUCAUGAGGCUGCUCAGAAGGGACGCACUCAGCUGUGCUCGCUGCUAUUGGCCCACGGAGCCGAUGCCUACAUGAAGAACCAGGAGGGACAGACGCCCAUCGAGCUGGCCACGGCAGAUGAUGUGAAGUGCUUGCUGCAGGACGCGAUGGCCACCUCGUUGAGUCAGCAGGCGCUGAGUGCUUCCACGCAAUCGCUGACGAGCAGUUCCCCUGCGCCAGAUGCAGCUGCCGCGGGUGCAGGCACCUCCUCGUCGUCCUCUUCUGCGGUACUCUCGCCCACCACGGAAACGGUGCUGCUGCCCACCGGUGCCUCCAUGAUUCUCAGUGUUCCUGUACCACUUCCCAUGUCCAGCAGCACGCGGAUCAGUCCCGCCCAAGGAGCCGAGGCCAAUGGGGCUGAGGGUGCCUCCUCGGAUGAUCUGCUGCCGGACGCGGAUACCAUCACGAAUGUGUCUGGAUUCCUGUGCAGCCAGCAGCUGCAUCACCUUACCGAACUGUUCGAACGCGAGCAGAUCACCCUGGACAUUCUGGCCGAGAUGGGCCACGACGAUCUCAAGCAGGUGGGCGUCUCCGCCUACGGCUUCCGGCACAAGAUACUCAAGGGAAUUGCCCAGCUAAGGUCCACCACAGGCAUUGGUAACAACGUGAAUCUGUGCACUUUGUUGGUGGAUUUGCUGCCUGACGACAAGGAGUUUGUGGCGGUCGAGGAGGAGAUGCAGGCCACGAUUCGCGAGCAUCGGGAUAAUGGACAGGCUGGAGGUUAUUUUACUCGCUACAACAUAAUAAGGGUUCAAAAAGUACAGAACCGAAAGUUGUGGGAGCGUUACGCUCAUCGCCGCCAGGAGAUCGCCGAGGAGAACUUCCUGCAGUCCAACGAGCGGAUGCUCUUCCACGGCAGUCCAUUUAUCAAUGCGAUUGUGCAGCGCGGAUUUGAUGAGCGCCACGCCUACAUUGGUGGCAUGUUUGGGGCUGGCAUUUACUUCGCCGAGCAUAGCUCAAAGAGCAACCAGUAUGUGUAUGGAAUUGGCGGCGGCAUUGGGUGUCCCUCGCACAAGGAUAAGUCCUGCUACGUGUGUCCUAGACAACUGCUGCUGUGUCGAGUGGCUUUGGGCAAAUCCUUCUUACAGUACAGCGCCAUGAAAAUGGCUCACGCACCGCCAGGACACCACUCGGUGGUGGGAAGACCCUCGGCGGGCGGCCUGCAUUUCGCCGAAUACGUUGUCUAUCGGGGCGAACAGUCGUAUCCGGAGUACUUGAUAACCUACCAAAUCGUCAAGCCCGAUGACAGCAGUAGCGGGACGGAGGAUACGAGAUGAUGGAUGCCCUCUGUCGGGUCCACGCCCACAACCACAUCGCCAGCGCUGCACCAGCCGCACCCACAUCAUCAGCCGCCGCAGCAACAGCAGCAGCAGCAGACGCAACCACAACAACAGCAGCAGCAGAAGCCACCGCUGCCGUUGCCACCGCCACAACAGCAGACCUCAGCUCCAGUUGCCAAGAGGCGGCCCAAGCCGUCGCUGCAGUUGCAGUACCAGCACUAUCAGCCACAGCACCACCCGGUGGUUGCAUCCGCGCCCGCUGUGACCACCACCCAACCUGCCCCCGCUGGCGUCUUUGCGCACAGCAGCAAUAACAACAACAAUACGAGCAGCGGCAAUGUGAAUAAUAACAACAAUGACAUGUCGCCGGUGUCGAACAGCAAUAGUUACUCCUCCGUGGAUACCAACCAGACGCUGCUCAAUUCGCUGGCCAACCAGCAGCGCAACCAUCGACAUCAGCAGCAGCAGCAGCAGCAACACCAUCAUCAGCAGCUGCAGCAGGCGAAUCGCAGCCAAAAGUAUAGUCAAUUUAUGAUCAUCACACCCGCCGUUUCCAUAGAUCGCAACUUUGAGUACGAGUCGCAUUUGGAUUUCGAGGAUUUCGCCAAUGCGGCCCACAACAAUGGGAAUCUCUUUCGGCUGGGAUUGCGGCGGAGCGACAGCAGCAGCGACGACAGUGGCCACAGCAGCGACAGCAGCAGCUUCCGCUCGAACUACAACCCGUACUUGCACCACAGUCGCCAGCAUCUGCUGUCCAAAGGCGGAAACGGUGGUGGCGGCGGUGCAGGUCGUCACUUUUACGCCUUCACCUCGUCGUGGCGGUGGUGCAGUCUCCUGUGCGCCGCCAUGCGCUGCUUCGGAGCCGGUGGAGCCGGGCACGGGAAUGCGCCGUACAGCAGCUCGCUGCAGCAUCACCGACUAAGACGCUGCUCGUCGUACAACGCGGAGAACGCCUACGAGCACUUUGCGGCCCCCUUCAAGGCGCGAAAGACGCGCGACCACAUGAACAACAUCACCUACGAGUUGUGACGGUGGUACGACCUGCUGGUGGUUAUUGAUCUCUUUGUCUCCGUUGGCCUCCCGUCUAUUUUAUUACAAUUACUAGCUAUAGAUGUCGUGUCCUGUGUGUCUCUCUCUCUCUCGUUGUUUAUUAUAUUACUCUAUAAUAUAUCACGUAAGGGCGAGCUAGCGAGAUGGGUUCGGAUAGGAUCGGACUUGAGUCGAUUGGCUUGGCUUGGAUUGGGUUAAUCAAAAGCGGAAGCACAGUUUUUGAGUGAUUUUGAAUUCGAAAUACGGAAAAUGCGAUUAUACGAGGUUACAAGUUCUUUGUCGAUGAAUGCAUUACAUUACAUUACAUUGCGCUCGCGCGUUUAUUUAAGUGUUUAAGCUUAGUUAAUUUAAACAAUAAUUAAAACUCCAAUUAAAUUUAAAUAUACAAAUACAUAUACAUCAAACGGAAAACGAGUAUUGCUUCAA
Molecule: messenger RNA, 5512 nt
Organism: Drosophila biarmipes
Lineage: Eukaryota; Metazoa; Arthropoda; Insecta; Diptera; Drosophilidae
Gene: Tnks
Product: poly [ADP-ribose] polymerase tankyrase
Exons: 7
Molecular function (GO): protein binding; NAD+ poly-ADP-ribosyltransferase activity
Source: RefSeq, a predicted model, not a curated record